GCCGAGCGGACAGAACCCUAGCUGCUCACAGUCUCUCUCUCUCUCCCACACACACACACACACACAGAGGAGACUUGUGCAGCACAGAUGCGAUGCGAACUCUUCUUUCCCAGCGUUUUCUCUCCCCUUUCCCUUUGAACACUCUCUACUCCAAACCCAUCAUCAUCAGACCCUUCUUCCUCUGUUUCUUCUCUUCUUAUUCUUCUGUAUCUUCUCCCCUUCACACUCGCUCAACCACAAGCACAACCCCCAUCUCAAACCUAAUCUUGUAUGAAUACCUCAUCAAAACUUUCUCAUUCUCUGAACCCCAAGCUAUCUCUAUCUCCAAGCGCUUCCCACCGAUCAAAACCCUCAAAAACCCAAAAUCCGUGGUCCAACUUCUCAAACAACUCGGCUUCUCCAAUGCCCAAAUUCGAUCCUCCAUCCAUUGCGCUCCCCAAAUCCUCUUCUCUAACGUCGACAGGACUCUCAAGCCCAAGCUCCAGUUUUUUCUGGAUCUGGGUCUCUCUGGUUCUGAUCUCGGUAAGUUCAUGUCUAGGAAUUCUACCAUUUUGACUCGUAGUUUAGACAAAAAAUUGAUUCCAUGUAUUGAUGUCAUCAAGAAAAUUCUUGUAAAUGAUAACAACAAUCAGGAUUUGAUUCGGGUUAUGCGGAGGUGCAAAUGGGUUACCUUCAGAGAACCCCGAGAGAGGUUGCUCUCUAACGUUGCGUUCUUGGAGAGCUGUGGGAUUGUUGGGUCUCAGCUCUCGAUGCUCUUGACGAGGCAGCCUCGCCUUUUUGUUUUAUCAGAAUCCAAGCUUAGAGACCUCGUUUUGAGGGUUUUAGAUAUGGGUUUUUCGAUUGAGUCGAGAAUGUUGGUUCAUGCUUUGUACACUGUUAGUUGUAUGACUGGUGAAACUUUCAAUAGGAAGUUGGAAUUGUUUCGGAGUUUUGGGUUUUUGGAGAGUGAGUGUAUGGAAAUGUUUAGGAGGACUCCAGGUUUGCUUCGGACUUCAGAAGAUAAGUUGAGGGUUGGGAUUGAGUUCUUCUUGAAUGAUAUUAAGUUUGAAAGGUCUGUUUUAGUUCAUCGACCAAAUUGUCUGAUGCACAGUAUGGAGGAGAGAGUAAUCCCUCGAUACAGAGUUUUACAAGUUAUGAAAUCCAAGGGGUUGUUGAAGAAGAUGCCAAGUUUAAUUCAUGUUUUGAGUUUGACGGAGGAGGAGUUUCUAGCGAAAUUUAUAUCGAAAUUUAGAGAUGAUGCGAAGGAAUUGUUGGUGGCUUACAAGGGUCAUCUUUUGAAUUCUUCGGAGGAAUAAGAAUUGUGAACCUUUAUUUUAUUGCCAUUGUUGGCAGCGAUGACCGGUUCUGAGAUCAAUGUUUUAACUUUGGUUUAGUGUUUUGCCAUAAACCUCGCUUUGGGAGCCAUGGCAGCUUGGGAAUGAAAUCUGGUAACUUAAUUGUGGUUUUGGUCUGUUUAGCACUGGCAACUUCUUGCUGUAUGAUAUGCAGAGUCGUAGAUUGGUUUUCUUUAAUGUGAUAGCAUGGUUUGAGAACCUUCAGCAAUUAGGGUGCCCUGUGUUGAACCAGUCCUGAUAUUCAAGAUGAUUGACCAGUUGUUUGGUUGGAAAUGGUGGAGACUCGAAAGAGACUGGAAGGAUGAAUGCUUGGGAUUCUUAUUUGCUGAAGAAUGAUCUCUAUCCCAGAUGCAGAUAAUGAACAUCCAGAAAUGCCAGGUAAUCAGGCGUGUGACCAGACCUAAGCUGCUGCCUGAAGUUCUAUUUUGGUUAGCCAAUCACCGUGCCUCCCGAUGAGGUUCUCGAAUUAAGAAGUGGUCAAGUUUGGUGAACCAUGUUUAAGACUUUUGUUUUGUUUGAACAAGUUUCUGUACUGUCUGUGUAUUGGGCUAAGACCCAUUUUGGUUUAUCUGUAUGUAAGUUGACAUCAUAUAUGUAAAUUUAAGUUUGAAAUUUUUUGUCCCAUGUAUGUCUAUACAGCUCUAUGAAUAUUGUGUUUAAAUAA
This is a messenger RNA of Camellia sinensis, 1998 nucleotides long. RefSeq names its product transcription termination factor MTERF8, chloroplastic. Gene Ontology annotation, molecular function: double-stranded DNA binding. Gene Ontology annotation, biological process: regulation of DNA-templated transcription. The record is from RefSeq and is a predicted model, not a curated record. NCBI's taxonomy places the organism in Eukaryota, Viridiplantae, Streptophyta, Magnoliopsida, Ericales, Theaceae.